Spodoptera exigua (beet armyworm) is the source of this 6811-nucleotide messenger RNA. Lineage: Eukaryota; Metazoa; Arthropoda; Insecta; Lepidoptera; Noctuidae. The record is from the annotation of a GenBank genome assembly.
CGAUUUGAGAACCCCGUUUUUGAAGCGUUGUUGUGAAUCCAAUAUGGCGAUAUUUGAUGUUGUACUAUUUUGAAGAAGUGCACAUGUUUUUAUACAAAUGGGAGUUAAGUAAGUUAAUGUCGAGGUGCAUUAGAUUAGCGCCAUAAUAAUUGAUUCAUUACUUGAGUACAUAGUGUUUAGAGCGCUGACUAUCAUGACAGACACAAGACGAAGAGUUAAGCUUUAUGCUCUGAACGCAGACCGACAGUGGGAUGACAGAGGUACAGGACAUGUGUCGUCAUGUUACGUGGAGAGGUUGAAAGGCACCUCAUUACUCGUGCGUGCAGAGUCAGACGGUUCUCUUCUUUUAGAGAGUAAGAUACAACCCGACACAGCCUAUCAGAAGCAACAGGACACAUUGAUAGUCUGGUCAGAGGGUGACAACUUUGAUUUAGCAUUAAGUUUCCAAGAAAAAGCCGGUUGCGACGAAAUAUGGGAGAAGAUUUGUCAGGUACAAGGAAAAGAUCCUUCAGUUGAAAUAACACAAGACAUAGUGGAAGAAUCAGAAGAUGAGCGGUUUGAUGAGAUGUCGGACAGUGUGCAGCCAGUGGAGCUGCCUGCAUGUGAGAUGGGGCGCCUGGAGGACAUCAGUGAACUUGUCAACAGUUGUCUGGUGUCACCAGCGCGCAAGGACAAGCUGGCAGCUGCCCUAGAAACACAGCAUUACAUCAAGAAAUUACUUAAUCUGUUCCACAUGUGUGAAGACAUUGAAAACAUAGAAGGGUUGCAUCAUCUUUACGAAAUAUUUAAAAGUAUAUUUCUUUUAAACAAAAACACACUGUUUGAAACCAUGUUUGCUGACGACACCAUAUUUGAUGUUGUGGGCUGCCUAGAGUAUGAUCCAAGUCUGCCCCAACCCAAGAAACAUAGAGAAUAUUUACGGGAGCUGGCUAAGUUCCGGGAGGCCAUCCCUAUUAAGAACAAAGAAUUGCUAGCGAAAAUACAUCAAACAUACAGAGUGCAGUACAUUCAAGAUAUUGUUUUACCUACUCCUACAGUUUUUGAGGACAAUUUGCUAAGCACAUUGUCCAGUUUUAUAUUUUUCAAAAAAGUAGAAAUAGUGAAACAUAUAGAGGAAGAUGAGAAAUUUUUGACAGAUUUGUUUAAACUUCUUAUGGAUGAUAAGACACCAGAUCCUAAGAGACGGGACUUAGUUCUGUUUUUAAAGGAAUUUUGUAAUUUUUCACAAAACUUGCAACCUCAAGAUAAGGAUGCGUUUUAUAAAACAUUAGUAUCUCUAGGGAUUCUACCAGCAUUAGAAAUCACUCUAAGUAUAGAUGAUCAGAAGACUAAGACUGCAUCUAUAGACAUUUUAACUUACAUUGUAGAGUUUUCACCUUCUGUAGUGAGGGACCACACACUACAGCAGGCAAACAACACUGAGGAGGAACAAAUGUUACUAAAUAUAGUGAUAGAGCAGAUGUUAAGGGACAGAGACCCGGAGCUGGGUGGCGCAGUGCAGCUCAUGGGAGUCCUUCGCAUACUCUUGGACCCUGAGAGUAUGCUAGCAUCAGUGAAUAAGAGUGAAAAGGCAGAUUUCUUAAAUUUCUUCUACAAACACAGUAUACAAACAUUAAUAGCUCCUCUCCUAGAAAACACAACGGGGGAGAAACCUCUAAAAGAAGACUAUCACACUGUGCAGCUACUUGGACUUGUUCUCGAACUACUGGCCUUCUGCGUUGAGCAUCACACUUAUCAUAUAAAGACCUGUAUAUUGAAUAAGGACCUUCUUCGUCGUAUACUGGUGCUGAUGAGGUCAACGCAUACUUUCCUGGUGCUUGGCGCACUCAGGUUUAUGAGGAAGAUCAUUGCACUCAAGGAUGAAUACUAUAACAGAUAUAUUAUUAAGGGGAACCUAUUUGCACCAGUUAUAGAUGCUUUUCUUAGAAAUAACGGCAGGUACAACUUACUAGACUCUGCAAUACUAGAAUUAUUUGAGUUCAUCAAGUUGGAAGACAUCAAAUCGCUAUGCUCACAUGUCGUUGAAAACUACGGAAAGAUCUUAGAAGACAUUGAAUAUGUACAGACAUUCAAAGCUUUAAAAACGCGGUACGACCAACAUCAGGACAAACUGAAAGAGAGGGAUCGAGGUGAGACAACAUUGAGCGGUAGUGUGGGCGUGGCGGAGGCGGUGGUACCGUCCCUGUUACGUACGCGGUACAGACGCGAAGCGCGCGCGCCCGACGACGAGGAGGAAAUGUGGUUCAACGACGACGAUGAACUCGAGGACGACGCGCCACUCGACGCCCAGCAGACGCACGCGCAUCCCCACGCGCAUCACGCGCUCGAUGCCAUCGGAAAAAUAGUAGAAAAGAAGGUAUGCUCGAAUACGGAAGCUGUCAACGGUCCUAGCAGAGUCCUCCUAAGCACUACGUCACCCAGCAAGCCGACGCACACUGACGUUCAGGUAUCCUCGCCCAGAUUACUCAAUAAGGGUUUGGUGGACUAUGAUGGCGACUCGGACGAGGAGGAGGAAGGGGGCGGCGCGGGGAGCGGUGGAAGCGAGGAGCGCGACGCCAAGCGGCCGCGCCUGGCGUAGUGGCGGCCGCGCGCCGCGGGAUCAAGGAAUAUAGCAGCCAUAGCCUCGCCGCCGUCUGUGCUGCACGUGAUACCACCCAACAUAAGUAAGGUCCUCCUCACUGCGCUGCGGUACUCCACCUGUCCGCGGUCACUGGCUGGCGUACGGCUUGUGGCGGGCGCGAGGCGGCGACCGGAUACUCGGGUUCGGAUGCGUUAUUGUGAUUUGUAGCGUAAGGUUUCACUGUCACUGCCAUCCUACACUUCCACCUUCCAGUAUCCCCGACACCUCGCCCCUGUCACAUGUACAGCCGAUUGCAUUUACAUUGGACACAAUCGGUCGUGUUUACGUGCUCUCGUUAGUGAACCGCUAGACAGUUCUGUACUUCCAGCUGCUGGGUUAUGUCCAUUAUUUGUAAAUAUGAAGUGCUGACACUUGAGUGUUCGACUUUAGUUAGUUAGCGUAUGAAGUUCUUCAUACUUCGUAGUGUAAUAAUAUACUUCAGAUGGCAUCAGAAAGUAGAACAAAUAUUGGUUACAAGGUGUAUUUAAUGUGAACUAAUUUUAACGAUUAGGUUACUUUUGUCAAGGAUUGUAAUCACAAAAAGUACAAAGAAAAUAUGAGUGGGAAUUAAACGUCUAAUAAUAAAUAAUAAUAGAAAAAGAAUAAACACCCUGAACGCGGUAUGAAAAUGUAAAAAUGUACGUAUUUAUAAAAUCUUAGUUUAUGAAGGAUCACAUGACCAAUCUUUUUUUAGAGACAUUUAAAAUCAUAAUUUGUGCUGUGGAAUUGUUACUCACUAGAGCGCUAUUGUAUCGUAACGGAUCGGAUCUAAUAAUCUGUUGCCAGGACGUCGUCAUAUUCUGUCUGCCACCAUCCAGACGAGUCAGCCGUGAACAUAAUAUUCGUAAUAUCAGAUAUACGAUUGUUCUCAAUAUUUUGCAUUCCUUCUGUUGAGCUUCGUGGAGAGAUUACAGUUUGUACUUUUCCGUUUAUUAUUUUUGCAGUAAUCAUUACACGGGCGUUGUUUUAAGCAUGUAGUAUAUUUGCGACAGUGAUCACAUUUGAUUUUAUAACAAAUCUCUUAAGGCUCCGAAUUUGUUGAGAGUAGAGAAUAGUUUAUGGUUUACUGUUUAACACAAUGUUGAUGAAUUAUACUAACAUUCUAACUACUGUUAAGUAGCACUUCCUAUUUAUAAAAUGUUCUAUGUGCCGCUUAACAUUAGCACUUAUGGCACUCUCGGAGUAGUUAAAAUGUUAUUAAUUAUCAAAGGUGAGAUAUUUUAUUUGAACUGAAUACCCAAAGUGUGACUAGAUUGUUUUUAUGUUCCAUAAUUAAAAUUAGCCAAAAUUAGACUAAAUUGAGACUAUUAUUAUAAGAAUUGGAAAUGAAGUACCCACAUGUUGACUGCCUGAUUGUUUAUCAUUAUUUAAAUAAAAAUAAAUUAUUUCUAUGCAAAUUAGUUACAUUAUUUUCGUGGCAUAGAUAAGUUCAAUGGACAUGCGACCUUGCGGCUUAAGUUGUGUGUUAUCUGUUUAGUGGUUCAGCGAAAUUACACAGCAAUACUCAAAAAGAAUGUUAAUGGAGAGAAGUAUAUUUUUGAGGUGGGGUAACACAAAACUUAUAUCCAAAACGUCGUAAGAACAUUAGGGUGGACUAAAUCACUUGAUACAUCAUAUUUUCCGAUCCGGUCUGACAAAUUAUACCAGUUACAUACAUACAGUGAAACUUAGUAGUAGAGAUAUGGCAGUCAGCAUGUUACAUGUUUAUCUGGAUCCUGAAACUCGUAAGGUACUGUGUAGAUACAGUUGAUACUAAAAUGCAGUUUAGACAGCCGUAAAAACGGUUUGCCGGUAUAUAUGUAUACGAUUUUAGUACAUUUUUACAACACGCGAGUUACCUACUCUAUCUACACAGUCCCUUUCAAAUACAAACAGCUUUGUUGCGUACUGGCAGCUACGAAAAUAAUUAAUUUCAUAGUGAUUAUGCCUGCUUCUUGAUUCUUAUUUUGAAAUAAAUUCAAGCAAAAUUGUUGUAAUAUUAGAAAUAAAAUUAUUUAUCAUCUCUUGUUGAUAUUUUUGGGAUCCAGAUUUAUCAUGUCAUUUGGAUUUGGUAUGCAUUUUUUUAUGAUUAACGCGUUUGCUGCUGUCGGUAUUAUAUCUGUGUUUCCAUAUUUGUCUUAAGAAAGAAAGCUUAAUGGAUACAUAGACAGUGUUCGAAUUUGUCAGACGAUACCUUCCGCGGUCAACGUGUUAAAUCUAUGAUAAUAUUUGUAGCCCAUCAGUGAUUUAUGACACUUAUCUUCCUAUGUUAUAGUUAUAUAGUUUCCUAUAAAUCUCUGAUUCUGGGACCCGGUGACGGAUUCAUUUCAUCGCGACGAAAAAAUGCACGAAAAAUAUAAUGUAAUGUUUAUUUUAUUUAUUAAUGUAUUGAAUUUUCAAAAGUAAAACUUAUUAUUUUCUGACACAUUGUCCUAGAAUAAGGUUAAUAUAAUUGUUAGUGUAAUGUCAUGAAAUGGAUCCCACCGAUCGUCCACUGUCUGUAAAAUGUCCACAUUGAAAAUGAAUUAUAAAAUCAGUAUUAAAUCUUUCUUUACUUUCAACAAAAUGUUUCCUAUCUUCGCUUAUAUACGAUUGUUUGUAGCUUUUUUACACUGCGGAAGUAAUGUGUAUGUGAUAAAAUUAUCUGAUUAAGAUCCAUUUUAUUUUAUUACUAUAAACCUCUAGUUUUAUCAUUCGUAUUUUGUAAAUAAUAUUAGAUUUUGUAAAAUACACUUAAAUCUGGUGAUUAUAAACAUCUAUCUUAUAAUAAAUUAAAUAUUUUGCAUAAUCAGAUGUCGCCAGAAACGAUUUAGAUGGAGUGGUCCAAGCAUUAUUUAACAGAAACAAUAACAGUACUGAUCUCAGUUGUAGUAGCCUCCCGGCUUCUUGUAACCUCGUAUAUAAUGUAGCAGUGCUCAAAUAAUAUCUAUCUGGUCAACGGUUUCAAUUUCAUUACGCAUUAGUGUAUCAUUUUGCAUUUACCGAAUGCUCUUCCAUGUGUAUCAAAAAUAUUCUAACUAUAGAUACUUUCUUAAGAUCUAGUUUUUUGUAGUUGCAAGUUUAACAUAAGAUAUUUCGGAAAUGUUAAUAUUUCUGAUUUAGUGUGACACAAGAUGCGAUGGAGCCAUAUUAUCAAAACAUAUUGAAUAUAUUAUUUUAAAAGCAUAGCUUGAUAAAAUACAUUUAAUACUUUUUAGUUAAAUUGAAUGCUCGUGGAGUGUAUUUUAAUAUAAAAUGUGUGCAACAGUUGUCAUAGACAUUGUUCAUAAUAUAAUUUAUAUAACUAGCUGUAUUGUCUCUCGAUUAUAAAGUACUGGCGGCAUGAUUAUGUGACUAAUUGUUGCAAAGGACGGUAGGGUGUGCAUCUCAGUGCGGCCGGCCUCUGGCUCGCUCUACCUCCUCGGUUCCGCAGCCUCUGUGCUUGCACUCUGCAGUACAGUGUCUACGGUACGAAACGUAACGAAGGUAAAUUGAACUGAGCACAAAAUAAAACAACCAAUUUCUAUAAGUUUUCUCUAAAUUAUUUUUCCAGCUAUGGUUUCCUAAGUUUCCUCUUAUUUAUUUUAAUUGACUAACUUGUAUAACGUUUCUAAAUACAUAUCAAUUUUAAUAUGUAUCUGAUAAAGAAAUUAUUGAUCUCUGCCAUGAGAUUUUACAUCUUAUCAAAGAAAUCCGCAACCGCCACUAUUGUAACUAUAUGAUGGUCACACUUCUAUCAGUGCAAAAUAUUCCAGCUUUUUUGACGAAUGCACAGUCAACGCGAGGCGAAUUCAAUUAUUACAUACGUGGAAUGAACUUGUCAGAAUAUAUUGUAAAUACAACGUUUUAUGUAAUAAUUUUAUUUUCAAAUCUGCCAACAUCCACGUGUAUAAUAGGCUAAAAGCAUCGAGCUGUCAAUUAGAUUUAUACGAUUCUUAUAUUCCUUGAAAUAACUUCCCCCUUAAUUUAAAUACGAAGUUCUAGGUGAAAGUAGACUGUAAUAAUGACUAUUUUUUAUCUGUCUAGGUGGAUGACCAUCAUAAAUUAAUUUAUACACAGAUUAAAAUAGAUUUACCUAUCGGCAAGUUGUGUAAAAUAAAUAAGCUUACGAUAAUGCUAUUAUUAUGAUGUCACUAGUUAAGUAAGCAAUAUAAAUAUAAGGUAAUAAUUACGAUUCAUGUUGUUUCUUUCAUACUUCCACAAUUUACUAAGAAAACAAAUAAAAAUUCAAUU